GGCGGCUGCACCGCAGAGCGCGGAGGAGAGCGCUCGCUCGCAGUCCGGGGCGCCAGCUGCUCGAGCUCUGCUAAGUUGGCUGGCGGGCGCAGGAGGAGCGGGCUGCGCGAACCAGAGGGGCCGCCAGGGGACCGGCGCGCCGGCUGCCGCUGACCGAGUCGGCCUCCCCAUCCGACAGAUCACUUUUCCUGGAGAGAGCGGUCCGGCCGCCUUGGGCCACCAGCACCUGCCUGCGCGCGGCGGCCUUCUUCCCUCUCCCGCGCUCCGCAGCCCUCUGCCCCCAUGCUCCGCGACCCCGCCGCCGCCCGGUGGCCGCCCCUCCUGCUGCUGCUCUUGCAGCUGCCGCCGCCGCCACUCGUCUGCGGCGCCCCGGCAGAGCCGAGAACCACCGGGUCGCAGGCCUCGGAGCUCCUGGUGCCCACGCGGUUGCCGGGCAGCACGAGCGAGCUCGCCUUCCACCUGUCCGCCUUCGGCCAGGGCUUCGUGCUGCGCCUGGCGCCCGACGCCAGCUUUCUGGCGCCCGAGUUCAAGAUCGAGCGUCUCGGGGGCUCGGGCGCUGCGGCCGGGGGCGAGCCGGGGCUGCGAGGUUGCUUCUUCUCGGGCACGGUGAAUGGGGAGCGAGAGUCGCUGGCGGCGGUGAGCCUGUGUCGCGGGCUGAGCGGCUCAUUCUUGCUGGCAGGCGAGGAGUUCACCAUCCAGCCGCAAGGCGCUGGGGACUCCCUGGACCAGCCUCACCGCCUGCAGCGCUGGGGGCCCGGGCAGCGCCGGGAGGACCCCGGGCUCGCCGCCGCCGAAGUCUUCCCCGUCCCUCAAGGACACGAGUGGGAGGUGGAGAUGGGUGAGGGGCAGGGACCGGAGAGAAGUGACGACGAAGAGGGCAGGGAGCAGGACAAAGAGGGGCUGCGCAAAGAGACAGAAGACUCCAGAGAACUGCCACCACCCUUAAGAUCCAAAACAAGGAGCAAACGGUUUGUGUCCGAGGCUCGCUUCGUGGAAACACUGCUAGUGGCUGAUGCGUCCAUGGCUGCCUUCUAUGGGACCGACCUACAGAACCACAUCCUCACAGUGAUGGCAAUGGCAGCCCGAAUCUACAAGCACCCGAGCAUCAGGAACUCUAUCAACCUUGUGGUGGUCAAGGUGCUGAUCGUGGAAGAGGAGGGGUGGGGCCCAGAGGUGUCGGACAACGGUGGGCUCACGCUGCGCAACUUCUGCAACUGGCAGCGGCGCUUCAACAAGCCCAGCGACCGCCACCCAGAGCAUUACGACACCGCCAUUUUGUUCACCAGACAGAACUUCUGUGGGAAGGGGGAGCAGUGUGACACCCUGGGAAUGGCAGACGUCGGCACCAUCUGUGACCCCAACAAGAGCUGCUCCGUGAUCAAGGAUGAGGGACUGCAGGCAGCCUACACUCUGGCCCACGAGCUAGGGCACGUUCUCAGCAUGCCACAUGAUGAUUCUAAGCCCUGUGCGAGGCUGUUUGGGCCCAUGGGCAAGUACCACAUGAUGGCGCCAUUCUUCAUCCACGUGAACAAGACGCUGCCCUGGUCCCCCUGCAGUGCCGUAUACCUCACAGAGCUCCUGGAUGACGGUCAUGGAGACUGUCUCCUGGAUGCCCCCACCUCGGUCCUGCCCCUCCCCACAGGCCUCCCAGGCCACAGCGCCCUCUAUGAGCUGGACCAGCAGUGCAAGCAGAUCUUCGGGGCUGAUUUCCGCCACUGCCCCAACACCUCUGUAGAGGACAUCUGUGUCCAGCUCUGGUGCCGCCAUCAGGACAGUGAUGAGCCCAUUUGCCACACAAAGAACGGCAGCCUGCUCUGGGCUGAUGGUACGCCCUGUGGCCCUGAGCACCUAUGUCUAUAUGGCAGCUGUGUGCUCAAAGACGAAGUGGAGAAUCCCAAGGCUGUGGUAGAUGGAGACUGGGGUCCAUGGGGACCCUGGGGAGAAUGUUCUCGCACCUGUGGAGGAGGAAUACAGUUUUCCAACCGUGAGUGUGAUAAUCCAGUGCCUCAGAAUGGAGGAAGAUUUUGCCUGGGUGAGAGAGUCAAGUACCAAUCCUGCAACACAGAGGAAUGUCCAUCAAAUGGCAAAAGCUUCAGGGAGCAGCAGUGUGAGAAAUACAAUGCCUACAACCAUACUGAUCUGGAUGGGAAUCUCCUGCAGUGGGUCCCCAAGUAUUCAGGAGUGUCCCCCCGGGACCGAUGCAAGCUGUUUUGCAGGGCCCGGGGGAGAAGUGAGUUCAAAGUGUUUGAACCCAAGGUGGUCGAUGGCACUCUGUGUGGACCAGAUACUCUGUCCAUCUGCGUCCGGGGGCAAUGUGUUAAGGCUGGCUGUGACCAUGUGGUGAACUCACCUAAGAAGCUGGACAAAUGUGGGGUGUGUGGAGGCAAAGGCACUACUUGUAGAAAGGUCUCCGGUUCUUUCACCCCCUUCAGUUAUGGCUACAACGAUAUUGUCACCAUCCCAGCUGGUGCCACGAACAUUGAUGUGAAACAACGGAGCCACCCAGGAGUCCGGAAUGAUGGCAGCUACCUGGCACUGAAGACAACCGGUGGGCAGUACCUACUCAAUGGCAACCUGGCCAUCUCUGCCAUAGAGCAGGACAUCUUGAUGAAGGGGACCGUCCUAAAGUACAGUGGUUCCAUGGCUACCCUGGAGAGGCUGCAGAGCUUCCAGGCCCUACCUGAGCCUCUCACAGUACAGCUCCUGACUGUGUCUGGUGAGGUCUUUCCCCCAAAACUCAGGUACACCUUCUUUGUUCCCAAUGACAUGGACUUCAGCAUGCAGAAUAACAAAGAAAGAGCAACCACCAACAUCAUCCAGUCAUUGCCCCAUGCAGAGUGGGUGCUGGGGGACUGGUCUGAGUGUCCUAGCACUUGUGGAGGUAGCUGGCUUCGGAGGACUGUGGAAUGCAGAGACCCCUCGGGUCAGGCCUCUGACACCUGCAAUGAGGCUCUGAAACCUGAAGAUGUCAAGCCCUGUGGAAGCCAGCCAUGUCCCCUAUGAUCCCCUUGGUGGAAAUGUCUCAGGCUCAUGGACUUGGGCUACUGGGGUAUAUAGACAAGGGUCCCCUCUGAGGUGAUACUAUCAAGAUGGCUUGGCCCUUCCAGGCCUCCUGUUACUACAGUCCUUUGGGUACUGCCUAAUUCAUAAAGAAGAGGAGAAGAGGGUACGAGGGUAACAGAUCCUAAAGUUGACUGUCCAGUGGACUGGACCUUGCUUAGGUUCAAGUAGAGGGUAUAAGUUAAAAGGUAAAAGUGCACUUAUUGAUCCAAAUGGGAGACUUCAGAGCCAGCCUUUUUGCAAAGGACUGGCAAAGUUAAGUGAAAAAGAAUUUUUUUUUCUAUUUGGUUUCCCCAGUAAUCAAUCUACCUCACAGUGAGGGGGAAGUCAGUAUAUGAGAAGUAUAGGGCCAGGCGUUAUUGGUGAUGCCAAAGCAAGCUCUGUAGCUGUCUCCGACUAUCUUCAGUGUUAAAGGCCAAUGUCUAAAGGGUGGUGGCAUCCAUACAGGGUUCUAGAGAGCCACUUGUACUCAAGCUGCCCCCUGCUGGGGUGGACCCCAUUUCAACUAUUUAUGCAAAUAUGUCUCUGAACUAAAGUGUGAUCUUAUGCCAAUGAAACUGUCUAGUCUGGUUCAUUACUUCUUUGGAAAGGGCAGAGACCCAGCAUCCAAAACCAAAGGCUGAAACAAGCUUACUCACAGCACACAUAGGGUAACUGCCAUCUUCCCUGGGUAUCUUCAACUUUCAGUAAGAAGGUGACCGCCUUAGGUUCUCACAAGCCUACUAAGUCCAACUCGUGCAAGCAACCGCUCAUCUGUGUGAGCUCCACCAACGACUCUCAAACCCCAGUGCCUUUAGAGGGCUCAGCCCAGCAUGCUAGCGUCUGUGGUUCUACAACCACCCAGGUAAUAUGAAGGCUGCUGUUUUAGAGACCACAUUUCAAGAACCCUGCAUUAGAGAAAAUUCCUACCUAUAGGUUACAGUAGUUUUCAGUACUUUUGGGAUCCCCCUUUGUUUUCAUUGUUGUUCAUUUUGGUUUUUUAUUUUGAGAAAAGGGCUCAUGAAGCGCUGACUGACCUCAAACUCUCUAUGUAGUCAAGGGUGGUCUUGAACUUCUGAUCCUCCUAUCUCCACCUCCCCGGUGCUGAAAUUGCAGGGGUGUGCCACCAUGCCUGUCUUUAAAUUUUUUAUUUAUUUUGAGUCAGGGCCUUGUUAUUCUUGAGAAAGGGUAUCAUUCUACUCAGCAAGCUGCUCCAUCAGCCUUCUUGCGUGCUGGCCUGCCUCAUUUAAACAGCAGCAGCAGCAAGAGCCUCUCUCUCCUACCUUCUGCCUAGGGAUCACCACUCCAGUGACAAAAGCACCUGCUCAGCACCUGACCCCCACCACAUCUCAUCCAUAUCUCACAGCCCUUUUGGUCCAACUCCCCAGUGAGCACUAUUAACCUGGAGUAACAGUCCCUAUCUGAGCCCCUGAAAUCCUGUCUGUAGAGCUCAUCUCUCCCAAGGCUCAGAAGAGCUCUCUGGCUCAAUCUUCCAUAUAAGGAACUAGGUCCUUGGUCAUAAAUGGGUGAGAAGAAACGGACAUU
Molecule: messenger RNA, 4584 nt
Organism: Onychomys torridus (southern grasshopper mouse)
Lineage: Eukaryota; Metazoa; Chordata; Mammalia; Rodentia; Cricetidae
Gene: Adamts8
Product: ADAM metallopeptidase with thrombospondin type 1 motif 8
Exons: 9
Coding region: 283-3003 (906 amino acids)
Biological process (GO): extracellular matrix organization; proteolysis
Molecular function (GO): zinc ion binding; metalloendopeptidase activity
Source: RefSeq, a predicted model, not a curated record